AUGGCGAGAUGCUCAACAACAGAAACGUCUUCAGAGCUGGAUUCGCUCGACUCUGUCGAAUCUACCUCUCACUCUGCAUCAGUUAGGAGCUCGUCAUCCAGUGCCGAAACUACUCAUCCGAACAGUGCCUCUACCAGCAGUCCUACCGGAGCUCUUCUCGCCCUGGCUAUUGCCUUCGCCGUGGCCGCUCUUGGCUCAUCAAGCUACUAUUAGGCUUUGUUGUAUCAAUAUUUUCG
Molecule: messenger RNA, 236 nt
Organism: Linderina pennispora
Lineage: Eukaryota; Fungi; Kickxellomycota; Kickxellomycetes; Kickxellales; Kickxellaceae
Exons: 1
Coding region: 1-213 (70 amino acids)
Source: RefSeq, a predicted model, not a curated record